UUUUGGUAAAGUACGAGGGGUGAGUGAAGCUCCGAUUCCGAAUAAGGUGAAAUGGGUUUUAAUCAUCCCAUAAAAAGGAGGCGCUCCUCUUCUCUGGAAUGGCUUUAUGCCGAAUAGCGCACCCUUCACCAGUAGUUUUCCGUUUCCCGAAAUACCCUUCGAAGCUGCUUAAAUUCUCGUCGCUGCCACUCUCCUUUCGUUGCUCAUCAUCAUCGUCAAUGGAAGCUGCUCCCGAAGGUUACCGCAGGAACGUUGGCAUCUGCCUCAUCAACAAUGACAAAAAGAUCUUUGCGGCUUCGAGGUUGGACAUACCCAAUGCUUGGCAAAUGCCGCAGGGUGGUAUUGAUGAAGGUGAGGAUCCAAGAAAUGCAGCUAUCAGAGAAUUAAGGGAAGAGACAGGAGUUAGUUCCGCAGAAGUGAUUUCUGAGGCACCUCAUUGGUUGACAUAUGACUUCCCACCACAAGUCAGGGAGAAAUUGAAUAUUCAGUGGGGAUCUGAUUGGAAGGGUCAAGCACAAAAAUGGUUUCUUUUUAAGUUCACUGGUCAAGAUCAAGAAAUCAAUCUUUUGGGUGAUGGUACUGAGAAAGCUGAGUUCGGUGAAUGGUCAUGGCUGCCACCAGAGAAAGUAAUUGAGCUUGCAGUGGAUUUCAAGAAGCCUGUGUACAAGGAAGUCCUAGCAGCUUUUGCUCCACAUCUCCAAUAAGUUUUGCUGAAAUUGUUAUGGCAAUGACAGUUGCCUUUGAGAAUUGUGUGGGCUGCGUAGAAAAUAAUGUAUACAAAUUGUGUCUCUUGGCCAUAACCUGUAUUGUGUUUUCAUUUGGGGAGGGCCAUGAAUUGUAUUUAUAGGCAUCUGUCCAAUUUUGUUUCAUGAAUGAAAUAUCUGAUACCUCAUUUGUAUUUGUCUUUGAUACCUAUCUAGAGUAUGUACAAAAAUAACCCGAUACAAAUAAAUUUUACUGGAAAAUUCACACUUA
Molecule: messenger RNA, 975 nt
Organism: Arachis stenosperma
Lineage: Eukaryota; Viridiplantae; Streptophyta; Magnoliopsida; Fabales; Fabaceae
Product: nudix hydrolase 26, chloroplastic
Exons: 6
Coding region: 99-704 (201 amino acids)
Biological process (GO): nucleoside phosphate metabolic process; ribose phosphate metabolic process
Cellular component (GO): chloroplast
Molecular function (GO): guanosine-3',5'-bis(diphosphate) 3'-diphosphatase activity; bis(5'-adenosyl)-pentaphosphatase activity
Source: RefSeq, a predicted model, not a curated record